Molecule: messenger RNA, 338 nt
Organism: Staurois parvus
Lineage: Eukaryota; Metazoa; Chordata; Amphibia; Anura; Ranidae
Source: the annotation of a GenBank genome assembly
GAGUCUGUCAUGCUGCUGCCAGGCCCCUAAUCUGCCAUGGGCCCCCUAUACCGCCUCCUCAUGCUGCUGCCAAGUCCAGAGUCUGUCAUGGGUCCCUGUACGGCCUCCCAUUGCUGCUGUCUCCAUCGCCACACUCUCUGCCAUGUGCCACUUUCAGGUCUCUUCACACUGCUGGUGUGUUAAAUUUUUUGACAUAGGGUGCAGGCAGAUUACGGGCCUCACAUAGCUGCUGCCAGGGCCCCUAAUCUGCCAUGGGCCCCUAUAUACCGCCUCCUCAUGCUGCUGCCAAGUCCAGAGUCUCUCAUGGGUCCCUGUACGGCCUCCCAUUGCUGCUGUCU